AUGAAUCCACUCCGUGGCGUUUUCACCACGCUGUCCCGCGCCAUGUCAACCCGCAAGCCCUAUCUCUCCGAAAGAGAGCUACGUUCCCUCUCCCACCAACAGCUCCUUGCCUAUACCCUUACCCACGUCCCCAUCUCCGCCACAGCUCCUCCCAAGUCUUCACCACAACCUCCGGUCCCCCCAGAAUCUACAGAUACCACAGACACCCCAACCCCCAAGCGAAAGAAACGCCGGAAGGAGUUUGACAUGUCGCGCUACGGCCAGCGCCUGGUCGCCCUGCACCUCGUCUACAUCGGCUGGAACUUUCACGGCUUUUCCGCGCAGGCCGAUAGCAAAAACACUAUCGAGCACCACAUCUUCGCCGCCCUCACGAAGACACGUCUUAUCGAAUCCCGCGCCACAUGCGAAUACUCCCGCUCCGGCCGCACCGAUGUCGGCGUUUCGGCCUUAGGGCAAGUUAUCGGCAUCCGCUUGCGUUCCAACGUCGCCCCUCCGAGCACAGGGGAAAAAGAACUAGACUACAUCAAGAUUCUCAAUGGCAAUUUACCCCAGGGAAUACGCGUUCUCGCAUGGACUCCGGUCCCGGAUGGCUUGACCCCCGUGCCAAAGACAUAUGAUGGAGACCCGAGUCCUAUCGUUGGCUACUGGAAGGCCGUCAAGGAAGGCAAGCUUGAUAUUGAUCAAAGUAAUGUGCGCCGGCCUUCCCAAGCCUUCUCCGCGCGUUUUGACGCUACGCAUCGCUCGUACAAGUACUUUUUCGUGCGCGGCGGCCUGGACAUCAUGGCCAUGAAAACGGCCGCAAAGCACUUUGAAGGUACCCAUGACUUCCGCAACUUUUGUCGUAUCGACGAAAACAUCACCAAUUUUGAGCGCCAAAUGUACACCGUCGAUAUUCAUUCCGCAAAUGACCAAACGCCCAUCACACCUAGUGUCGCGGACAACCUCCGCGAAAACGAUAUGUGCUACAUUUUUGUUCAGGGGCAAGCCUUUUUGUGGCACCAGGUCCGUUGUAUGGCUGCAGUCUUGUUUGAUAUCGGUAUGCGGCGCGAAGACCCAGUACUUGUCAAGCGCAUGCUGGACGACGUCAAGAUGGGCACGGGGGCCUUUGCAAAUGGAAAGCCCCAGUAUCGCAUGGCGUCACCCACCCCGUUGCUAUUGUAUGCGUGUGCCUAUCCAGCGUCCGUUGUCGCAUUCCCGCAAUCAUUUGAGGCUGGACAGGCCCCAGGUCAUGCCAAGAAGAGCAAUAAUCAGGUCAUCCAGAGAAAUUCUUUCGCAAAAGCUGACGCUUCUCUAGCGCAAUCUUAUGCUUCAGUCGCCACAAAGGCGGCCGUUUUGGAGUCUAUGCUUGCGGAGAAUGACCGUUUUGUAUCAGCCGACGGUCAUAGUUCAACUUGGAACGAUUCAGGGAAACCAUUCAAGGCUUACCGAGCUGCAAGAAGUUUUGUGCUCGAUUUGAAGGUUGGGAAUCAUGUGCCUUACAGUCAACGGCCAUGUGAUGACUCUCUGUUCGUCAAGCAGCAAAGAGCCGCGAGAAAGAAAGAAGCCAAGCCAACAAACCACUGACCGCCACUCUCCUAACACCAUCAAUGCCACUUCUGCUACUCCACAGUAUAGAUUCAACGGAAGCCGCUACCCACGUGUCCACUUCGACAUCUGCUACUGACUCGCAAAUCUAUGGCAAGAGAUGCCGGACAAUCUGCAAACAACUUCCCACACGUUUAGAUAUUGUUGGUUUCUGCAGAACUAUAGAAAUCAGUCGGUUCAAGACAUAUCAGAACAAGGCUCGUAUAUCCCAAAUUGUCAAAUACCAUGACGAGGUUGAACCCUCUUGAUUUCCAUUUGCGUUCAUCAAAUCGAGAAACCCUCUUUACCACACCAAAUAGAGAUGGAAACCACAAACAUCUAUCUGAAAAUAUAUAUAUUAUCGAUGCACCUGAUCUCAGUGCUUUCCGACAGCGAUCGCGCGACCGGUUUUCGUAGCAUGCAAAGAAGAACAUCCUCAAAGCCGAUUCAUGCCUUGUUAAGCGUGAGAUUAAAAGCAAGGCUCUACAUGGUCUGACAAGAGUAUGAAUUCGAAAACGGUUAGGCUUGAAGUGUCUUGGUGCUGUGCGAGGACAAGUCAAAGACACUGACACUCACUGAGAGACUUUCAUUAGUCAGGACUCGGGGAUGCGUGCGUCUACUAAAACCUGUAAAGACACUGUAUAUGCUAUCGUACUAUAUUUGUGUGCAAAUGGCAUAUCGAAAGUGGGAUAGAAACCGUGCUUCAACAGAAGAACUCGGAAACUCUUACGGUUUAUCUAACAUCCUCUGAAAGCAUGCAUCACAGAGGAGCAUAUCUUUGCUUCCACCCUCCUAGAGGAAAAACUAAUUCCGGAUUGACCAAAAACGGGCUACACGGCAUCGUAGUUUCAAAAUAAAGUUUUUCGUUAAUGCUU
Molecule: messenger RNA, 2438 nt
Organism: Chondrus crispus (carragheen)
Lineage: Eukaryota; Rhodophyta; Florideophyceae; Gigartinales; Gigartinaceae
Exons: 2
Coding region: 1-1563 (520 amino acids)
Biological process (GO): tRNA pseudouridine synthesis; mRNA pseudouridine synthesis
Cellular component (GO): nucleus; cytoplasm
Molecular function (GO): pseudouridine synthase activity; RNA binding
Source: RefSeq, a predicted model, not a curated record